Molecule: messenger RNA, 317 nt
Organism: Linum tenue
Lineage: Eukaryota; Viridiplantae; Streptophyta; Magnoliopsida; Malpighiales; Linaceae
Source: the annotation of a GenBank genome assembly
CAGCAGGUCUUGAUAAACAGAAACGCAAGUUUAGAGUUGAGAAUGAGAGAAUGUGUAGGAAAGGUAAGGGGGGAACUAUUACGUGUAGUGAGUGUAAGCAACCAGGGCACAAUAAGUUGUUCCAUACAAAGGGGAAUAAGGGGGGAAACUCAGAAACAGGUGCUGCAUCGACUCAAAGAUCAUCAACCGAGGUGACUACUGGAACCACACCACCUAUGGGAUCAACUGGAGUUGUAUUACAGUGGAUGCCUGAUGUAUGGUGCUUAAUAUUGAAAUUCCAUUAUUUUUCUAUUGUGGGAACUCUUACUAAUACAUUC